Mus musculus (house mouse) is the source of this 2444-nucleotide messenger RNA. It is a transcript of the gene Mapk11, whose product is annotated as mitogen-activated protein kinase 11. The record is from RefSeq and is marked validated. NCBI's taxonomy places the organism in Eukaryota, Metazoa, Chordata, Mammalia, Rodentia, Muridae. Gene Ontology annotation, molecular function: protein serine/threonine kinase activity; MAP kinase activity; ATP binding. The coding region runs from base 94 to 1188 and encodes 364 amino acids. The transcript is spliced from 12 exons. Gene Ontology annotation, cellular component: cytoplasm; nucleus. Gene Ontology annotation, biological process: cellular response to UV-B; positive regulation of gene expression; cellular response to virus.
CACCCCGCUUUGCUCAGCGGUGCUGGGCGUGGGGCGCGGGCCGGGUGCUGCGCGCGGGGAUCCGGGGCGCUCGCUCCAGCUGCUUCUGUGGAUAUGUCGGGUCCGCGCGCGGGAUUCUACCGGCAAGAGCUGAACAAAACAGUAUGGGAGGUGCCGCAGCGGCUGCAGGGCCUACGCCCGGUGGGCUCCGGCGCCUACGGCUCAGUCUGCUCGGCCUACGACGCGCGGCUGCGCCAGAAGGUGGCUGUAAAGAAGCUGUCUCGCCCUUUCCAAUCGCUGAUCCACGCGAGGAGGACAUACCGUGAGCUGCGCCUACUCAAGCACCUGAAGCACGAGAACGUCAUAGGACUUUUGGACGUCUUCACGCCGGCCACAUCCAUCGAGGAUUUCAGCGAAGUGUACCUCGUGACGACCCUGAUGGGCGCCGACCUGAAUAACAUCGUCAAGUGUCAGGCCCUGAGCGAUGAGCAUGUUCAAUUCCUUGUCUACCAGCUGCUGCGUGGGCUGAAGUAUAUCCACUCGGCGGGCAUCAUCCACCGGGACCUGAAGCCCAGCAAUGUAGCGGUGAACGAGGACUGCGAGCUGAGGAUCCUGGACUUUGGGCUAGCACGCCAGGCUGAUGAGGAGAUGACCGGAUAUGUGGCCACACGGUGGUACCGGGCGCCAGAGAUCAUGCUAAACUGGAUGCACUACAACCAGACAGUGGACAUCUGGUCUGUGGGCUGCAUCAUGGCUGAACUGCUGCAAGGAAAGGCCCUCUUUCCUGGAAACGACUACAUCGACCAGCUGAAGCGAAUCAUGGAGGUGGUGGGCACGCCCAGUCCUGAGGUUCUGGCAAAGAUAUCCUCGGAGCAUGCCCGGACAUACAUCCAGUCUCUGCCUCCCAUGCCCCAGAAGGACCUCAGCAGUGUCUUCCAUGGAGCCAACCCCCUGGCCAUAGACCUCCUUGGAAGAAUGCUGGUACUAGACAGCGACCAGAGGGUCAGUGCGGCCGAAGCCUUGGCCCACGCAUACUUCAGCCAGUACCAUGACCCUGACGAUGAGCCAGAGGCAGAGCCCUAUGAUGAAAGUGUUGAGGCCAAGGAGCGCACGCUGGAGGAGUGGAAGGAGCUUACUUACCAAGAAGUCCUUAGCUUCAAGCCCCUGGAACCCUCACAGCUCCCUGGCACCCAUGAAAUUGAGCAGUGAGGCAUUGCCUGAAGUGGGAGACCUGAGCCUGUCCCCUCUACUCAGCUUUCCGGCUUUCCUCAAGAGGCGCCUCUCAGGCAGCCCUGACACUUAACCUGGGACCGACCCCCUUGCCUUGAGAAACUCUACACACACACACACACACACACACACACACACACACACACAGAGGAAUGCACGGAUGUGUACAUAUGCCUCCCUCCCAUUAUGUGCUGGAGUCUGGGCAGUAGUGUUUCUGGACCUACCUUGGUCCACCCAGGUUCUCCUUGGGACCUCCGUGUGUGGGAUCUGAGUGUGUCCCUGUCCUUGUCCAGGUCUCUUCUGCUCUUGAGGACUAUCUGGAUUGGGAGGAAGGCUAAUGGGCCAUGGUCCCUGGAGACUCUGAGGGAGGGGGAGUCACAGUGGUUGGAGAUGCUCAACCAGGAAGUGAGUGGCUGAAAGCAGAGGCAAGCCCAGUGUCCCUCCUAACUGAGUGGCGUUUCCUCUGGGGAUGGGAAAGCUGAGACCACCAUCAGAUUAUCUAUCUAGUCAGAAAAGCCUGCUGAAGAUUUGUGGUUGCCUGUGGUAUGUGGGCACAUGGGCAUGAGUAUGCACCCUGGGAUACACAUCAGAACAAAUGCAGGCAUGUGCUGGUGUGUAUGAAUCUCUGAGCACCCAAGAGGCAGCAGCCAUUUCUGGUCUGGUGCCUAAGUUGGAGAUAACUCUUGCCUCCUCUCCCCCCAAGUUCCUGUUUUCUAAUGGGUCUUGAAUCCCAGCUGUGAACUAGACCAAAGGCUCUGAGAGGUGCCAAGAUCCAUUAGUUUAAGCAAAUGUAAGGGUAUAGGAGCAGCAGCAGGAUCCUGAGUCACAAGGGCACAAUGCCAGCUGGAGAGCUGAUGAAGUUGGGGGUCUAAUCUCAAGGAUGCUAGGUGGCCAGCACCCACGGAUGUGAGCAUGGACAUUCUUGCCCCGGGACCUUGAUUCAAAGUUGACAAACGUCUGUCCACGUUCUACCUCCACCAACCCUUGAGGUUCUGCAGCUGGUCUGGGGUGCUAUGGUUUGCAAGUCACCCCUCAUCUCCCCAUCCCCCAGAGAGGAGCUGACCAAGUAACUUUUGAGGUAGGGCCCUGUUUGAAAACGCGUUGGGGGUGUAACGCCUCCCUGAAGAGACAAUGAUCUCUUGCUUAUCAGGGACCAAGGGGCUCUGGAUGUCAAGUGCCUGCACCAAGAGUGUGCACAAUAAAGGGGCAUCCCUCUUGCUCUUGUCUGUGCAAAA